CCCAGGGCGUGGUGGCGGCAGAGAAAUUAGUGAGCCAGAGAGAGAGAGAGGAGGAAGAGAAGCAGGGAGGACUGGACCGACUGACCGACUGACUGGGCUGGAUCAUCCGAAGAUAGAAUAUUUAGCAUUACACGAACAAUAAGACACGCGCUUGCUUUGCCGUUGUAGAACAGACGAAGGAAAACGCGCCACGAACGUGCAGUCGCGAUGCUGUGUUGCAUGAAACGAAACAAGCAGGCGGAGCCGGAAGAUGGCAGCUCCAAGCCGGAGGAGCAGACGGUGGCCAACGACGUCGCGGCGGUCAGCCCCAACAAGGAAGUGAACUGCUCGGAGAAAUCCGCGGUGGAGCGGCAGGGCGGCGACGAGGAGGAGGAGGGCGACGAGGGGAAGACGACAACGACGACAGAAGACGAAGAGAAGAAGAAGGAUGAGGAGGAGGAGCAGGCGGCGUCCGUCGAGAAUGGGGUGGGCGACGGCGAGGAUGAAGGCCGCGCCGAACCGGGAGAGGCGCCGACGGGCGACGCGGGGACACCGGGCGGGAAAGGCGACGGCGACGACGGAAAAACCGACGGAGACGGAGAAACGGCGUCCGAGGCGGCGGAGAAACCAAGCGGCGGUGGUACCGGCGGUGGCAGCGGUGGGCAGGAGGCGGUGACGGAAAAGAGGGGGGCGGGUUCCGGGGCGGAGGCGAAUGAGCCACGUGAUGAGCCGGCCAAUGGGGAGGCGGCGGUGGCCGAGGAGGCGUCGCCCUCAGGCGGGAAGGAAGCGAGCACCGAGGGGGAAGAAGGCGGCGCGGCGACCAAUCAGGAGGAGGCGGCGGCGGCGGAAAAUGGGAAGGAGGCGAAGGUGGCGGUGAUGGAGGAGGAGGAGUCUUCCGCCAAAGUGAAGCAGGCCAAUGACCACGCGGGGAUCGCCGCGGAGGAUUCUGGGAAAGGUGAAGUGAAGUCCGCACAAGGAGCUGCGUCAGCCAACGGGGAGUCACGUGUCGUCGAGGCGGUGUGAAGAGACCGGUGCCCGGUGCGGGGUUGGAGGGGAGGGAUGUGGGGGGUGGUGG
Molecule: messenger RNA, 1054 nt
Organism: Lethenteron reissneri (Far Eastern brook lamprey)
Lineage: Eukaryota; Metazoa; Chordata; Hyperoartia; Petromyzontiformes; Petromyzontidae
Source: RefSeq, a predicted model, not a curated record